Messenger RNA from Carassius auratus (goldfish), 2556 nucleotides. RefSeq names its product transcriptional enhancer factor TEF-5-like. Gene Ontology annotation, cellular component: transcription regulator complex. Gene Ontology annotation, biological process: embryonic organ development; hippo signaling; positive regulation of transcription by RNA polymerase II. The coding region runs from base 299 to 1537 and encodes 412 amino acids. The transcript has 13 exons. The record is from RefSeq and is a predicted model, not a curated record. Lineage: Eukaryota; Metazoa; Chordata; Actinopteri; Cypriniformes; Cyprinidae. Gene Ontology annotation, molecular function: RNA polymerase II cis-regulatory region sequence-specific DNA binding; DNA-binding transcription factor activity, RNA polymerase II-specific.
UCCAGCACUCCGCUCGGGUUCGCUGUGAUUUCAUACCGAAGUCAUACUUGACAUUCCAGGUUUACUGUCAAAUCAGGAGAAAAAAUUCUACAAAAACAUCAGCGUGGUUUGCAUUUGUAAAUGUGCUCAUGAGAUAAAACCCGAAUUCCCUUUUUGCCCGCAGUAGAGUAGAAGUUUGCGUUUAAGUCCUGGGUGUGAGGGCUCACGUAGGGGCCCAGGUGGAGCCGCCACAAUUGCAGCCAACGAGUGGAGCACCAACGGGAGCCCGGAGGAGGGGCAGGAGGAUGGAGUGGAUGGGAUGGAUAAGGCCGGAAUGGACGGCGAUGCGGAGGGCGUCUGGAGCCCUGACAUUGAACAGAGUUUCCAGGAGGCUCUGGCCAUUUAUCCCCCCUGUGGGCGCAGAAAGAUCAUCCUUUCAGAUGAAGGCAAGAUGUAUGGUCGUAAUGAGCUGAUAGCGAGAUACAUUAAAUUGCGGACUGGAAAAACCCGCACUCGAAAACAGGUGUCUAGUCACAUACAGGUGUUAGCCAGGAAGAAAAUGCGGGAAUAUCAAGCAGGCAUCAAGGCCAUGAACUUGGAUCAGGCUUCCAAAGACAAAGCCCUGCAGAACAUGGCCGCUCUCUCCUCCGCUCAGAUCGUUUCUGCCAGUGUGAUGAAGAGUCAGCUGCCUCCUCUUCCUCAGCACCCCUACCCCCCUCCAGCCCGGUUUUGGCCCGGCCCCAUCCCAGGACAGCCUGGACCUUCUCAGGACAUCAAACCCUUUGCACCGAGUCCGUACUCCACCCUUCAGCCUCCACUGCCUACACCCAUAUCAAGCUAUGAGCAGUUACCCACCCCGCACCCCCCGAGCGCCUCUGCCAUGCCUGUGUGGCAGGACCGGACCAUUGCCUCCUCUAAACUCCGCAUGCUGGAGUACUCAGCCUUCAUGGAGCUCCAGAGAGACCCUGACACUUACAGCAAGCACCUGUUUGUCCACAUCGCCCAGACGAACCCCUCAUACACAGACCCUCUCCUGGAGGCCGUGGACGUCCGUCAGAUCUACGACAAGUUCCCAGAGAAGAAGGGAGGCCUGAAGGAGCUGUUUGAGAAGGGCCCUCAGAACGCCUUCUUUCUGGUCAAAUUCUGGGCUGAUCUGAACAGCAGUAAUGUUCAGGAUGGCGCAGGCUCGUUCUAUGGGGUCAGCAGUCAGUACAGCAGCGCUGAAAACAUGACCAUCACUGUCUCCACUAAAGUCUGUUCUUUUGGGAAGCAGGUGGUAGAGAAAGUCGAGACGGAGUAUGCGCGUGUGGAGGGCGGGAGGUACGUUUACCGGAUCCAUCGCUCACCCAUGUGUGAAUACAUGAUCAACUUCAUCCAUAAACUCAAGCACCUGCCAGAGAAAUACAUGAUGAACAGUGUCCUGGAGAACUUCACUAUACUGCAGGUUGUCACAAACAGAGACACACAAGAGACUUUGCUAUGCAUUGCGUUCGUGUUUGAGGUGUCUACAAGUCACCACGGAGCACAGUAUCACGUUUACAGACUCGUCAAGGACUGAAUGACCCUUGAGCCAAAAAGCCCUCCAGAUGCCGUUCGUCCAGUGCUUACGAACACUUACGAACAAAGUGAGGAAAAGAAAACUAGACAGACCUGAAGAUCACAAACACAAUCAUGGGCAAAACACAGACCGGGAUCCUCUGCACUAGGUUUUGUUGUAUAUUUAGUCGUGUUCCUUAAAAGCAAAGGAAAUGCACUUUCAGGGAUAAUUCUGUUUCUUACUGUUUUGUGGGGUAGAGAGAGGUCUUGAAUGUCUGUGGUGGGUGAACUCUGAUUCUGAUGCUUGUCAUGUUUAUGGUACUAGACUCUGAAGGCACAAAGGUCUUUUUAAAGCCAAUAAUAAGCGAACAGGAAAGGAAUUCUGGUGGAUACGAGUCUUUCUCUAUCAGAAAUGUUGUGAUGGUGUAUGUUUGUCUUUCGUUUAGACACAGCGGCUUGCUACCUCUGACCCUUGACAGACUGCGGGCUCAGAUUGUUCUCAGAACGAUGAAAAUAAAAACGGUUUUGUGUAGGAAAGAGACACUGAAUGUUUGUGAUGGUAAGAGCAAGUUGCAUAAAAAGUUUAGGGUUCGUGUUUUUUUUCACGAAUGUCACACACUUUUGCAAGUUUUACUCUUGACUCAGCUUGAUUUUCUGUUUUGGAAAAUGCAAAUGUGUGAGCUAUUUCUACCUCCUGGUGUUACAUGGAUAUGUAUGGAAGCCUGUUUCCGCAAGAGAAUAAAAAUUUUUUUUUUUUAAUUGUUUUAUAUUCCGCAAAAAAAACAAAAAAAAAAAAAAAAAACAGAAUUGUGAAAUGUAAACUCGGAAUUCUGAGGAAAAAAAUUCAGAAUUGUAAGAUCUAAAGUCAGAACUGAGAGAAGUAAACUUGAAAAUGCUAAUUGUUUAUUCUCAUAAUUCUUGACUUUUUUUUCCCUCAAAGUCUAAAUUGUGAGCUUUAAACUCCAAAAAGCCAGAAUUGUGAUAUAAAAGUGGCAAAUACCUUUUUAUUUUAUUUUUUUUCCAUAGCGUAAAAAAAAAAAA